Molecule: messenger RNA, 762 nt
Organism: Colletotrichum chrysophilum
Lineage: Eukaryota; Fungi; Ascomycota; Sordariomycetes; Glomerellales; Glomerellaceae
Exons: 2
Coding region: 1-762 (253 amino acids)
Source: RefSeq, a predicted model, not a curated record
AUGGAUGCCAUCACCCAAGCUAUCUUGAACCGCUCCAAGCUGGAGGUGGAGCUGAUCAAGAUCUCCCAGCCGACGGAGGAUUCCUUCGUCAUGACCAUCGAGAGCAAGGUUACGGGUACUGGACCGAUGGGCGCCACCAUGCAGCCCAUGACCGUCGACAUGAUGUACAACGGCGGCGUCUUUGGCAAGCUGGACCUGCCCGAGGUCAAGACCAAGUCAAGCGGCACGCUAGUUGUUGUCACAGACCAGACUAUCAAGAUCAUCGACCGCAACGCUUUCAUGGCCUUCGUCAAGGCCAUCAUGUGCGACGAUGAGUUGAUCCUGAGACUCGACAACGGUGACUGCACGAUCAAGGCGCUUGGUCUGUCAGCAAAGGUCAAGUACGCCAAGGACGUGCACAUCGUGGGUAUGAAGGGUCCCAAGAUCGCCCAGGUCAACUCAUCGCCUCGCGGCAGCGGAUUCGCCAACACGAUGAAGGUCUACAACCCUAGCCCGCUCGAGAUUGACCACGGCAUUAGCAUUUUCGAGCUGCGCAACCAGGGCAGCGGCGAGGUUCUGGCAGAGCUGAAGGGAGACCUGAAAAUUGUCCGGGGCGAGUUCGAAGUUACAAUGGAGGGCACCCUGAGGAAGGGGACCAAGCCAUCCGACAAGGCGGUGAUGGUUGGUCUCGGCACACAGGAGAAGAACUGGUGCGAUGAGACGAUCAAGAACAUCAACUGCCCGUUCUCGAUAACCCCGCAAUUCUCUCAGAUGCUUCAGUAG